CAAUUGGAAAAAUACAAAAGAAAAUUAAAUUCGGCACUAGUAGUAAAUAAUGCGCUCCUUUUACAAAAACGUAGACUGAGACAGUGAGAUUCCCUCUCUUUCAUUCUCCAUCUCUCUCUAAAGUCUAAACAUGCAACGGCAAUCUUUAGGCUCUCCAGGAAGAGGAGAACUGGUAGUUGAAGCUAAAAACGACGCUGUCUCAACUACCGAUGAGCGAAAACGCCGUGAAUCAUCACCAAUUUCCUUCUCCGGUGUCGAUGACGAGGAAAUCAAGCCGGAAAAACCUUUCCGACGGUGUCAUUCUCAACCUGAAAAAUUCAUUCAUUUAAUUCCUAUCUUUAUUUUUCUCUGUUUCUUCACCCUUUAUCUCUCUUCUCACGAUCCUUCUCCUAAAGAGUUGGCUCUGUUUCCUGGAUUCUCACAUCCAGAGAAAAUAAUCGAUUCGACGGACAUUGACGACAUUGGAAGAUUUGAUGAUAAUAAGUUAAAAAGAAGUGGUGUAUUUGCGAUACGAAGUUUACGGAAUUUGCAAGAGGAAGGCAAUCAGAAAUCUCGCUCUCAUCGGAAACUCGGCGAUUUUUAGUCGCACAUGUAUGUGUACGAAGCUCAUAAAACCACACACAUAUAAACAUUGCGGAUCACCUACAUCUGGUUCUGAUGAACUAACCCGGAUCAAUACCAUGAUUCAUCAUAUGGAAGAUGCUCAAAUUCAAGGUUCAAAUGUUAAGUCUUUUAAUUUUGUAAUCUUGAACUAAAUCUUCUUCUUUAAUUUGAAUCUUUAUUUUGUAUUUUCAUUUUUAUAAUGAAACAAAGUCUUAGAGAUGAUUAAGCCAGGUUUAGGAUCAAGCUUAAUCAUGUCUCAUGUUUAGUUAGUCGAGUUGUAAUUUUUAUUUUAUUGAGUCUAAUAUUUAUUUUGCUCAUGGGACGUCCUUUACAAAAUUAAAACGCAUGGAUCAAAACAAGCAAUCAGAUUCUCCAAAUUGAGCCGUUGCAUUCUUCAAAACCAGCUGAUUUACAACAGCCAUAUGUUUUGAAGAUUGAGUGGGAUUUUUAUGAUAAUAUCUCUUACAAAUCAGCCACAAAUAAUCCCAAGAAGAUAGAAGAGCUGAUUUUCAAAUCCCAAAGAAAAACUAGCUGUUGGAGACAACAAAACUAGCUGUUAGAGACAACAAAAAAAAAUCAGCAAAAAUCUCCUUGUUCUUUUACUAGCUGUUGCAUUUUAUUGCCAUUUUGGUUGUACUGUCAUUUUCAAAGUUUGUACUCAUUGCUGAAUGCUUUAGUAUAAAUAGGAUGUAUGAACUCUUGUAAUACACAACCUGAUUUUUACAUUCUGAAUACAAAACAACCCUUGAGCAAAUCCCUUUGUUCUCUCUUGCAAUUUACUUUAACUUGGAUUAGUUUUAGUAAGUUGAAGUUCCUAUGCUUUUCAUUCUUUUGGCUUAAAGUUUGAAUGUGUUCUUAGGAGCCCUUGGUUUUAAUUUGUGGUGAAUCUGUAUCAAAUUAAUCCUUGGAUCAGCCAUUUUCAAGUUGUUCAAUUCAACAUAUCUUUUCUUAGUUCUUCUUAUUACAAAACCCACAAAAAUCACAAGAAAAACAUUUUACAAUAUCACCUACACUUUCAGCCUUAAUUGCUGAAAUUUCGAAACCUCAAAACAUACGUGUGCAUAUAGUUUGGUCCUUGUUCAAAACAUAGCCAACCUAUAUCAUCUUGGUAUCAGAGCCAAGGCUACGCUCCUAGCCUUAAUUUCGUUCAUUCACAAAGCAAAACACCAUGUCUCAAAGUGGUGAAGGAGAAACAAGUGAUUUGAGCAGAAUUGUUGAAGAGCAAAAUGCCACCAUUAAUUACUUACGAGCCCAACUUAAAGAGUUUUUAGACCUAAAACGCACCUUAAGGGAAGGUGGGUAUUAUGAAUCUGAAAGUCCUAAAGUUAAUAGGCAAACAAGCCGUGGAGAUGAUCUUAAAGUCGACAUUCCAGAAUUUGAAGGAAGAUUAGAUGGAGAUGAGUUCCUUGAAUGGGUAAGAACUGUUGAAAGAGUAUUUGAUUACAAGAAUACGGAUGAAGAAAAGAAAGUAAAGAUAGUAGCCUUAAAAUUGCGCAAAUAUGCUUCUACUUGGUGGGCUAGCAAAUGUGCAAAACGAGAAAGAGAAGGGAAAGACAUGAUUAGAUCAUGGGAAAAGAUGAAGAAGCAAAUGAAGGAAAAGUUUCUGCCUUCAUACUACAUGCAAGAGAAUUUCACCAAACUUCAACAUCUACAACAAGAUGGCAGGAGUGUAGAAGAGUAUGGUCGAGAGUUCGAGACAAUGAUAAUGAGGUGUGACCUGAAGGAGGAUGAUCAUCAAACUUUGGUAAGAUUUUUAAAUGGUUUAGAUUCAAAAAUCAGAAACAUUGUUGAAUUACAACCUUAUGCUUGCCUUGAUGAUUUAAUUAACCUUGCACAUAAAGUGGAUAAACAACAAAGAACUAAAAUGAAGGAAACCUCACGUUUCACUUCAGCAAGAACUACCAAUUUCAAUUCCUACCAAGAGAACACUCCCCAUUCCUAUUCUAAAGCCCAUUCACAAGAUUCAACAGCUUUGCAAAACAAUAAUUCAAAGCAGCCCCUAAGCAUGCCCAAUACACCCAAACCAAACACCAAUUCAUUCACACCUAGGAGAUGUUUUAAGUGUCAAGGCCUAGGACAUAUUUCUUCUGAAUGCCCAAACCGAAAAAUGGUGAACUUGGUUGAAUUUGAUGAUCAUCAAGAGGAAAACGAGGAGGAUUUCUGUGACGAUGCUGAACUUGAUGAGGAAAUAAUAUAUCCGGAUGAAGGAGAAUUAUUAGUUAUGCGAAGAGCUCUUAGUGGGGUCAAAGCCAAAGAUCCAAACCCACAAAGGGAAGCAAUAUUCCACACAAAAUGUACAGUUAAAGGUAAGAUCUGUUCGCUUAUCAUUGAUGGAGGAAGUUGCACUAAUGUCGCUUCAAAGACUAUGGUGGACAAGCUUAAUCUCACCGCCACUCCACACCCCAAGCCAUACAUGAUUCAAUGGUUGAAUCAAAACAAAGGUAUUCCUGUAAACUCUCAAGUUUUGCUUUCAUUUUCCAUUGGUAAUAGCUAUAAGGAGAGUCUUUUAUGUGAUGUUAUACCUAUGGAUGCAUGUCAUGUUUUAUUAGGUAGGCCGUGGCAGUAUGAUAGGAAAGUUAUGCAUGAUGGUUUUAAAAACACACAUACUUUUGUUUUAAAUAACAAACAGAUAACUUUAGCACCAUAUGCACCUAACGCUAAUUCUAAAUUGCAAGCAACUUUAACUAAUUUUCAUUCUUUAAUUCCUAUACUUAAAAGUGAACAACAUGAACUUGAGGAACGAAAAGAAUUGUUAUUGCUAAAUGAUGAAACUGAAUCUGUUUUGCAUGAUCACCCUUUAAUUGAACCUGUGCUUGAUGAAUUUGCAUAUGUUUUUCCUAAUGAAAUACCAAAUGGACUUCCACCUAAAAGGGGUAUACAACAUAAAAUUGAUUUCAUUCCCGGUUCCUCAUUGCCUAACAAACCAGCCUAUAGGACUAAUCCUAAGGAAACCGAAGAAAUUAGGAGACAAGUUGAUGAUUUGUUAGCUAAAGGUUUGAUUAGAGGAUCCAUAAGUCCUUGUGCCGUUCCUACUUUACUUGUGCCAAAAAAGAAUGGAGAAAUGAGGAUGUGUGUGGAUAGUAGAGCCAUGAAUAGAAUCACUAUCAAGUAUAGAUUUCCCAUACCUAGACUUAAUGAUUUGUUAGAUGACCUAUAUGGCUCUAAAGUUUUCUCUAAGAUUGACCUGAGGAGUGGAUAUCACCAAGUUAGAAUCCAUGAGGGGGAUGAGUGGAAAACCACAUUUAAGAGUAAGGAAGGACUCUAUGAAUGGCUAGUUAUGCCCGUUGGUUUAUCUAAUGCACCUUUUACCUUUAUGAGACUUGUGAACCAAACCUUGAAGCCUUUCUUAGGUCACUUUGUAGUGGUUUAUUUUGAUGAUAUGUUACCAAGCUUGAGGUCAAGCUUCUCCAAAGAAGGGGAGGAUGAUGUAGGAUCACCUACAUCUGGUUCUGAUGAACUAACCCGGAUCAAUACCAUGAUUCAUCAUAUGGAAGAUGCUCAAAUUCAAGGUUCAAAUGUUAAGUCUUUUAAUUUUGUAAUCAUGAACUAAAUCUUCUUCUUUAAUUUGAAUCUUUAUUUUGUAUUUUCAUUUUUAUAAUGAAACAAAGUCUUAGAGAUGAUUAAGCCAGGUUUAGGAUCAAGCUUAAUCAUGUCUCAUGUUUAGUUAGUCGAGUUGUAAUUUUUAUUUUAUUGAGUCUAAUAUUUAUUUUGCUCAUGGGACGUCCUUUACAAAAUUAAAACGCAUGGAUCAAAACAAGCAAUCAGAUUCUCCAAAUUGAGCCGUUGCAUUCUUCAAAACCAGCUGAUUUACAACAGCCAUAUGUUUUGAAGAUUGAGUGGGAUUUUUAUGAUAAUAUCUCUUACAAAUCAGCCACAAAUAAUCCCAAGAAGAUAGAAGAGCUGAUUUUCAAAUCCCAAAGAAAAACUAGCUGUUGGAGACAACAAAACUAGCUGUUAGAGACAACAAAAAAAAUCAGCAAAAAUCUCCUUGUUCUUUUACUAGCUGUUGCAUUUUAUUGCCAUUUUGGUUGUACUGUCAUUUUCAAAGUUUGUACUCAUUGCUGAAUGCUUUAGUAUAAAUAGGAUGUAUGAACUCUUGUAAUACACAACCUGAUUUUUACAUUCUGAAUACAAAACAAC
Amaranthus tricolor (Joseph's coat) is the source of this 4743-nucleotide messenger RNA. RefSeq lists its product as uncharacterized. NCBI's taxonomy places the organism in Eukaryota, Viridiplantae, Streptophyta, Magnoliopsida, Caryophyllales, Amaranthaceae. Gene Ontology annotation, molecular function: nucleic acid binding; zinc ion binding. The transcript has 4 exons. The record is from RefSeq and is a predicted model, not a curated record. The coding region runs from base 1772 to 4153 and encodes 793 amino acids.